Molecule: messenger RNA, 914 nt
Organism: Salvia hispanica
Lineage: Eukaryota; Viridiplantae; Streptophyta; Magnoliopsida; Lamiales; Lamiaceae
Product: Ribosomal protein L9/RNase H1
Biological process (GO): translation
Cellular component (GO): ribosome
Molecular function (GO): structural constituent of ribosome
Source: RefSeq, a predicted model, not a curated record
GAUCGUCUUCAUCAGUAACAAAACGACAUUUACUAAAUUACCCCUUAUGAAAGCUUAAAGCCCUUACCCUCGCCGCCGAGCCUGAUAUCCCCGUUCAUCUACAAAAACCCCUUCCUUAUACGGCGGUGAUUAUGGCUUAUCUACAAUACGGAAGAAAUGCGAUGCGGAAGAGCACGAUGCACCACCCGCUGCUGUUCGCCGCUCAAGGCGUUCGUUAUCGGAAGCUGGAAGUUAUCCUGACGACUACGAUUGAUAAGCUCGGAAAAGCUGGUGAAACUGUCAAGGUUGCGCCAGGGUUUUUCCGGAAUCAUUUGAUGCCGAAAUUGCUCGCUGUACCGAAUAUCGACAAGUUUGCGCAUCUCAUUCAUGAGCAGCGCAAGAUCUACCAGCCUAAGGAGGUUGAAACGGUUAAAGUAGUUGUAAAGAGUGAUGAAACAAAGACUAAAGAGUAUGUGGCUGCAGCAAACCGCCUUGCUAAAACCAGAGUGAAUAUACGGAAGUUCAUCAUAGAGGGAAAAGGAGAUGAAUUGCGUGAACCAGUAACCAAGGAAGAAGUCUUGGCUGAGAUAGCGAGGCAGCUUCAGGUGCAUAUUGAACCUGAAAAUCUGCACCUGCCGACUCCAUUGUCGACUGUAGGGGAGCAUAAGGUGCCACUCCGGUUGCCGAAAUCCAUUCCUAAACCAGCAGGAGAAGAUUGGAUUCUCAAUAUCAAAAUCAGGAAAAGAUAAAAAGGAGGACCAGAUGUUAUCUGCAGUUGAAUGCUUCAAGUUGUCAGAUGUAGCAGAUUAGUCAUUUGAUGCCAUUUUUUUUUUGUCUUGCAUUUUUGGGCACAGACAAGUUUAUGUCUCGUUGAUGUGAACCUUAAACACUUUUGCAAGAUCUUUUUCCAGAAAAACGAUUUUCCCAUUUGCUUA